AUGAUAAAGGCAUUAUACAAAAGUAUUGUAAAUUUUCUCUUGUCAUCCUUUUUUGAAAAUAUUGAAGAAAAACAAUUACAAACAUCAUUAAUACGAGGAAAAGUUCAUUUACAAAAUGUAAAAAUAAAAAAAAAUUUUUGUGAUUUUAUAUAUUUACCUUAUACUAUUAAAUAUGGUUAUAUUCGUUCCUUGGACUUACAAAUACCACUUUUGUAUUUGUUUCAAAAAGCUUCGUUAAAAGUUAGCGAUGUUGUUAUAGUUUUGAAGGAAAAACAUUUCAGUGAAUAUAACAUAGAAGAAGAAAUAAAUGGAAUAAAAGGAGGUAAGAAAAAUAAUUUAAAACUUGAAGAUUAUAAUAAUAAUAGUAAUGAUAUGAAUCAGAAAAUAAAUAAAGGUUUAAAUUAUUUAUUUUAUGAAUUAUAUAAUAAUAUGUCAAUUGAUAUUGAAAAUGUUGAGAUUAUAUUAGAAAGUUCUGAAAAGACUACUAAUGUAAUUGGCUUGUUUGUAAAAAAAAUAAGUAGUGUUAAAACACAUAAUUGCACAAAUAAAAUAAUAAAAGAUUUUUCUUUUGUUGAUGUAAUUUUUUAUAUGAAUGAUGAAAAAGCUAAAUAUGCAAUUAAUAAAAUUAUAAAAAAAGAAGAAAAAAAAAAAAAAAAUAAAAGAAAUAUUAAUGAAGAAGAUAUAUAUAAUAAAAUUAAAUAUAUUUGUAAUAAUCUACAUAAAAAAAAAUAUAUAAUUUCAGAAAUACCAUCCAUUGUUUUAAGUACAAGUAUGUAUGUUAGUAAUAGUACUGAUUAUUAUUAUCAUAAUUCUAAAUUCCUUUUUAAAAAAAAUAGCUAUUUUAAUAUUACAUGUACACAUUGUGAUAAAUAUCUUUUUCAAUGUAAAGAAGUGAAAAAAGAUAAAUCCAUAUUUCAAAAUAUAUUUAUAAAGAAAGAAAAAAUUCAACAAAGAAAUAAAGCCCUCUAUUGUGAAAUGAAUUGUAAAUGCAAAAAAAAUAAAAACAUUUUCAAACCUCACCAAUAUAAUGAUUUUACAUAUAAUUCGGAUAAUGUACCUGAGUACUCUCUUAAUGUAACUAAUGAUAUGAAUAAUAACCUGCCCCCUGACCGUGACACUACAAAUGUGGGGCACCACAAAAUUGAUGAUAAUAAAAAUGAUGAUAAUAAAAAUGAUGAUGAUAAUAAAAAUGAUAAUCAUAAUGAUAAUCAUAAUAAUGAUAAUCAUAAUAAUAAUCAUAAUAAUAAUAAUAAUCAUAAUGAUAAUCAUAAUAAUAAUCAUAAUAAUAAUCAUAAUAAUAACCAUAGUGAUAAAAAUAAUUUAAAUAAUACGUUUAAUAAACAUAACGAAGAAAAAGCUCUACAAGAGAAAGAUGAAAAAAAAAGUGAAGAUUGCAAUGAAUGUAAUUAUAAAAAAAAUAUUAGUGAAGAUCUUGAUAAUUGUUUAUAUUGUAGGAUUAAUAAUAAAAAUCAAUCUUAUAUUGAAAAAUUUCAUAUGUUAGAAGAAAAUAUAAAUUUAAAAGAAAAUGAAUAUAUGACCUUUGAAUUGAAAAUAGAUAAAAUAGAUUUAAUAUUAUCAUUCAAACAAUUUUAUUAUAUAUUAGAUAUUGUAAAUUAUUAUUUUAUAUAUAGUUGUCUUGUUAAUGGUUUAUAUAUAGAAGAAUGGUUAAAUAUCCCAGAAAUUAAUGAUAUAUUAAUUUAUAAAAGAGAAUUAAUAAAAAAAAAGAAAAAAGAAAAAUUUGAUAAAGAUUUUAUAGAUAAAUUUGAAUAUACACAUAGCUUUCAAAUUAUUUCAAAUAUAAAAAAACAUGUAGAAGAAUAUUCUUUAGAUAAUAAUAAAAAGAAAAAAAGUAUUAGAGCAACAGGAGAAGAUUUAUCAGCACUUACAAAUAAUAACAAGGAAAAUAACAAGGAACAUAACAAGGAAAAUAACAAGGAACAUAAUAAUGAACAUAAUAAUGAACAUAAUAAUGAACAUAAUAAUGAACAUAACAAUGAACAUAAUAAUGAACAUAACAAUGAACAUAAAAAUGAACAUAAAAUUGAACAUAACAAAGUUAUAAAAUCACAUUCCAUUUCCUCCCAUUUGUCUAAUUUAUCAUGGAAUAAUAGCUUUUUUUUAUAUAAUAAAAAAAUUUCUGUAAAUUGCUCAUUUAAUAUUUUAAUUAAAAAAUUAAAUUUUUGUUUAUAUAGUGGAGAUAAAAUAAAUAAAAUGAUACAAAUAAAUAUGGAUGAUUUUAAUUUUAAUGUGAAAUCAUAUAUUAAUUCCGAUUUUGCAUAUUCUAUACUGUUAAAAGAUAUUAGUGUUUUCUUUAUGCAUAAAGAUAAAAAAUAUCCUUUGUUUGAAUUAUUUAAUGUUAAUGAAAAUAAUAAAAAAGAAGAUAAGAAAAAAGAAAAUAUAAAAGGAAAUAAAAGAAAAAGUAAAAAUUAUAUAUUGAAUACUCACUUAUGUAAUGCUAUGACAACAUCUUUGAAAAGCGUUUCAUCUAUAAAAAAUGUUCCAGGUCAAAUACAUAAUAGUAUUGAUAAUAUGAAAAAUGAAAAAAAAAGUAAUAUACAUGUUGAAACUACAAAUGAGUUGGAAAGAAAUAAUAAAUCUAAUGAAUAUUCAAAAGAAAAGAAAAAUUUAAGAAAUAUAAAGAAUGACAAUAAUAAUAACAAUGAAAAUAAUAAUAACAAUGACAAUAAUAAUAAUAAUAAUAAUAUUAAAGAAGAAUAUGCAUUUUCUUUAUUAACAUUCACUAAAUACGAAACGACACAAGCUAAAACAUAUAUAAAAUUUAAUAAAAAUAUUCUUAUAACAUUAAGUGUUAAAGAAAUUUAUAAUAUUUUAAAUAUUAAUUGUGAUUAUAAACCAGUUGAUUUAGAAAAAAAAUUAAAAAGUUAUAAAAGUUUAUUUUAUUAUUAUCUUCUAGGAAAAAAAUAUUGUAAAGAAUUAUAUAUGGCAUCAGACAAAACUUUUGAAGAUAUUAAUAUACAUUUUAUGCAUAAUAUUUAUUUUAAUAUAAUAAUUAAUAAAAAAUAUAAUUUAUUAUUUAAAAUGAAAAAGGGACUUGUAAAUUCUUUCUUCUUUACAAAGAUGUAUUUACAUUAUGAUUUAAAAAAAUUGACUAUGAUAACAGACCAUAAUGAUAUAGAAAAAUAUAAUGAAAACAAACUAGUCGAUCAAUAUACUGAGCAUAUGAAAGAAAGUUCUUCAUAUGAAAAUACUCCAAGUUGUAGUAAUACUAGUAGUGUGGGUGUUAAAAUUGAAGACAAAAGAAAAAAAAGAAUUAAAGAAAAAAAAGAUAUAAAUGGAAACACCAAUGAUGAUUUAAUGAUUAAUAAAAAUGAAGAAAAUGAAAAUGAAGAAGUUAAUAGGACAGAUCAUAUUAAAGGUGAUAAUUCUAUCCAUUCAAAUGAUAAUUGUAGUAUUGCUACACAUAGUGAUCUUUUUAAAAAUUCAGAAUAUAAUUCUAUGAUUAAUACUAACAAUAAUAAUAAUAAUAAUAUUAAUAUUAAUAAUAAUUCAUUUAUAAAUAAUGAUAAUACAAGUAUUGAUAAUAAAGUAUCUAUGCAAUGUAGAAAGUAUUAUCAGGAGUUUUUAAAAAUGAAUAAUUUACAAGAUAUUAAAACAAUUAAAAAAAUCGAAAAAAGGGCAACUCAAAAUAACACAAAUAAUAAUCAUAUAAAUAUGAAUAAUAUGAAUAAUAUAAAUAAUACUAAUAAUAUUAUUAAUAAUAAUAAUAAUUAUUAUUAUGAUAAUAUUUAUAGUCAUAACAAUAACCAUGUAAAUAUCCACAAUAACAAUCAUCAUAAUAAUAAGAAAACAAAUAUUAUUCAAAAUAAUAGCAGAUAUGAAGAAACUAAUGACAAACAAAGUUUUAAUAGCGAACAUGCAGAUUCUUAUAGUAAUUCAAAUAAAGAAGAAUAUCUAAAUGAAGAAUUAAAUUUAUAUAAAGAUCAUAUGUAUAUACAAAAUUGUAUGACUGAAAAAGAAGAUAAUAUAAUUACAACAAUAUAUCAGAAAAGAACUAAUUUUGAACUUUCUCUUUUUAUUUUAAAAAAUAAAAAUAAUGAAAAAAUACAAAAUAUAUUAAAUCAUAAAAAUAAAGUAAAUAAGAAAUAUAUAUUAAAACCAUUAAAAAUAUAUAUUGAUGAAAUUACAUAUAAUUUUAAAAAUUCGAGUGAUAAGAAAAUAACAUUUUUUCAUACGAAUUAUAAAAACUAUCUAAAUUUUACACUUGAUGAUAAAAUUAUAUUCAAACUUAUAUUUUUUUAUUAUCAUUAUAAAGAUUAUGUUGAUCAUAUUUUUGAAAAAUUUCAAACAAAAGAUGAAUCUAAUUAUUUAAAUUUAAAUACAAUAGAUGUACGUAGUUAUAAGACUUUACAAAUUUUAUUAGAUAAUGCUGUUCAUAAUAAGAAUGAUGAAUGGAUUAAUGAAGAGAAGCAUGCUCAUGAUAAAAAUCAGCAUAAUAAAGGAACAACAUAUUAUGGGCAAAAUAAAAAUGAUAUAAAAGUUCAUGAUGAUAAUAAUGAGGAGGACAGUAAUGAUCACACAGACAAAAAUAACAUCAUGAAAAAUAAUAAUAAUAAUAAUAAUAAUAACAACAAUAAUAAUAACAACAACAACAACAACAAUAAUAAUAAUAAUAAUAAUAAUGUGAAUGAGCAAAUCCAACUUAAUGAAAAUGUUAAAGAAAAAGAGACAGUAAACCAUGUACCCAAUUUAAAUAACAUAACAAAUGAAGAUUCAAAUGAUAAUCAUAAUAAAACUAUUGAACAUAAUAAUAAUUAUUCUGAAGAACACAAAAAAAAUGAUUCAAUAAAAACAUCAUUUGAUGUUACUCAUCGUGAAGAAGAAAAUGUAAAUAAAAAUAAAUACACAGAGGAAGACAAAAAUGAAAUAAAAGGAAAGAAUAAAAAAAAUUUUGAAAUGUGUAGAAAAGAUACAUUAGAAUAUGUAAAAGAAGAUAUAAAUAAAUAUAAGAUGUAUAUGAAUGAAAAUAAUAAAAAAGAAGAAGAAUAUUCACAUAAUAGUCAUCAUCAUCAUUAUAAUCAUCAUAAUAAUAAUAAUAAUACGUUGAAAGAUCAUCAUUCAAAUUAUAACAAUGUAAAAUAUUUCCAUGAAGAAAAACAAGAAAUAAUUUCUUUUAUCAAUAAAACGAAAAUACAUUUUAAUAAUUAUAAAAAAAGUAAAAGAAUGAUAUCAAUUCAUUUAUCAGAUGUACUAAUUUAUUUAUUUAAUGAUAAUAAUAUUACAAACUUUCUAUUCAAUUUAAAAAAAAUUAAUAUAUUAAAUUGUUUAUCACAUGAAGAUAGUUAUAAUAGUUUCUUUUCAUAUAUAGAACAUAAAACUUUUUCUACACAUAGAAUAAAUAGAAAAAGUUCCAAAUUAAAUGAUAAAAGAAAAAGUUCAAAUAUAAACGGAAUAUAUUUUUAUAAUAGUGUUUUUAAAUUAAUUCAAAAUGGUACCUUUCUUUUAAAUUAUUCAUCAAAAAAUAAUAUUUCAUAUCUAUCUAAUAUAAAUGUAAACCAAAAUAAUAAUCAUUAUAUAGAAAAUAAUAAUUCAAAAGAAAAGAAUUAUUUUCUAAAUAAUAAUAAAAUGGAAAUUGAAGAAACAACCGAAUUUAGAUAUUUUAAUACAAAUAAUUUUGAACAAUUAAAUAAUACAUCAGGAAAUAAAUCUAAUAAUGGCUCCAAUAUGAAAAUUAAUAAUAAUCUUGAUUUUGUUCAUAAAAAUUAUUAUAAUAAUUUGAAUAAUGACUAUUUUAAUUUUAAUUUUAAUUUACCUCAGGAUUCAAACAAAAGAAAGGAUCUCACAAAUAGUCCAAGUAAUGUCAGUAAUAAUAGUGGCAAAAUCAAAGGUAGCUAUAAAAGUGAAAAAAGUAAAGGAACCAAUAUGAAUGAAAAUAUUAGAGGUAGUCAUAGAAGUCAUAGUUCUGAUCAAAGUUAUAGACGUCGUGUUAGUCAUAGUAAUAUACGAUGUAGUAGCAGCCCAAGUGAAAGGAAACACAUCUCUAAAAGAGAUGAAAACAAUAUGAAUAAAGAAAAAAUUAUGACAUUCUUAAAUAAUUCUACAAAUAAUGAGAAAGAAAAUGAUCAUGUUAAGGAAACGAAAAAACAAAUUCAAAGAACCAAAAGUAAAGAACACGUUGAAGAUAUAAUAAAUAGUCAUACAAAAAGAAAAAAAGAAACAGAUAAUAUAGAACAUAUUUUAGAUGAAGAAAAUAAUCAAACCAAUAAAGAAAAUGAUAAUAUUGUAGAGAAAGUACAAAAAAAAAGUAUUUUUGCUGGAAAUUAUAUACGUUAUAAAAGUUGUAUAGAACAAAUUGAUGAUAUUGAUUAUAAUAAAGAACCUUUACAAAAUGAAAAAAACAUAGACACAAAAAUAAAUAAUAUAUAUAAUAAUAAUAAUAAUAAUAAUAAUAAUGAUGAUAAUAUAAAUAUGAAUAAUACUACUUGUAUUCCUAUGAAUGAAAAAAACUCCGUUUUUCAAAGAAAUAAAAAAGUUUCUCAUUAUUACAAUGCAAAGGAAUGUAUUGAUUCAAAUAAAAAGAGAAGAAACAAUCAUAUAUUAAGUGGAGAUAUAAAUAAUAUAAAAGGUUAUAAUAAAUAUAAUAUGAAUUCAUCACAUGUUUAUAAUAUGAAUAAUUCAUUAUGCUCAUCAGCUUAUUAUAAUACAAAAUAUGGAAAAUGUGUAGACAUAGAAAAAUAUAGAGAUGAUGACGAAUUUUAUGAAGCUGAAGAUGAUGAAGAUCAAGAAAAUGAAAAAGAUUAUGAAGAACAAGAAUAUAUUGAUUUAAAAAGAAAAGAAAAUGAAAAUAUUAGUAGUAUUGAAUUUCAUAUGAUUAAUAGUGAAUUUAUUGUAGAUUAUUUAUAUUUUAUACAUUUAUUUAAAUGGAUUAAUAAAUUAUAUAGAAAAUAUGAAAAAAUUAAACAAUUAUCAGAUUUUGCAUAUUCAAAUAAUAAUAGUACAGAUGAUGAAGAAAGUAAUAUAAAUAUAUCAAAAUGUAAUUAUAUUCUUUUCUUACAAAAUAAUAAAAUAUAUGUACCUAUAUAUAAUUAUUCAAUAUCACAAUAUAAGUAUUAUAAUAGUUUAAAGGGAACUUCUUAUGUAUCUUUAUUGCCGGUAUUAGAGUUACAUUUCUCAUGUUCUUAUAAAUCUCGAAAUGAAAACGAUGAAAAUGUAAAGUCGAUCAACGUGCGAAAUGUCGGAAGCACUCUUGUCAUUCCAAGUAUAAACAUUUACAAACAUAAAAAAAACAAGAAAAGCAAUAUAUGUGUGAUAACGUUUAAUAGAAAGGAUAAGAAUAAUGAAAGCAUCAUUAACGAUUUCAGAUUUCAAAUAAAUAUGAGAAGAAAUUAUAAUUACGAAAUUAUAGAAAAUGAAGAUGAUAAUAGUAGUAGUUCUAAUAAUAUGGAGAUGUCAAAUUAUGGACCUAAAUAUACAUCAUUGAAUACAUAUUUUACGAUUGUAUCUAAAGAAAAGAUGUAUUCUGAAAAUAACAUGAAUAAUAAUAAUAAUAAUAAUAAUAUAAUUAUGUAUGAUAAUAAUAUGUAUAAUUAUCAUGGGUGGCAUAAUAAAAAUGGAUCAUAUCCAAAGAAGAUUAUUAGUUUUCAUUGUGAUCCUAUAAUUAUAAAUUUUUCAAAAGAUAUAUUAAAAAAUUUACUUAUAUUUUAUAAUACAUUUUGUUAUUUUAUAAAUAAUUGUAAUAAAAAAGAUGAUAUAGUUAAUGAUAAUAAUAUAAUUAGAGAUAUGUUAUAUUAUUUAUACAAUCAAACAAGUGAUAUAUUAUUUGAAUAUUUUCUUGAUGAUAUACGUUUAAAUUGUUAUGAUGGUAAUAUUAAUAGAAAUAUGCCUUUGAUAGUAAUUAGUUUGUUUAAUUUAAAAUUCUUUUUACAGAAAGAUAUAAUAAGUAUAUAUAAUUUUUUAAAUUUUUAUUUAAAUAUAGAUAUAUAUGAUAGUUAUAAAAUAUUAUAUGAUACUUUAUUAGAAAAGAUGGAAAUAUAUUUAACAUUUGAAAAUAAUAAAAAUAAAUUGAAUAUAUUAAAUUUAACAUUAGAAACAUCUUAUAUUAAUAUUUUAUAUACAAAUAAAAAUAAAAAUAUAUUAAUAAAUUUUCUUGAACCAAUUUUAAAUAAAAAUUUUUAUUAUUUCAGUCCGUCCUAUUAUAAUAACUUAGAUAAUAUAACAAAAAGUAAAAGAAGAAAACGAAGCUUUCAUCAUAAUUAUCAUCAUAAUUAUCAUCAUGAAUGUUAUGAAAAUAAUAUAUUAAUAAAAAACACAAAAGGUAAUAAAUUUUCAACUGCACAUAUAACAUCUAAACUUUUUAAUUAUACAGGUUUACCAAUAAAUGUUAGAUUUAAACAAUCAUUAAGAAAUAAAAUACAAAAUAAUAGUUUAAAAAAUAAAAAUAAAUAUAUCUUCUAUGAAUUACAAAAUAAUGAACAUGGAGCUUUAUUAAAUGAUGAAAAUGGAGAAGUAUGUGAAGUAGUAGUUAUUAUAAAAAUAUUUAAUUAUAUAUUUGAAAUAAUAGAUAUAGAAAGAAAUAAAAAUACAUGUGAUAUUAGAUUUUUACCUAUAAUAUAUGAAUUAAAAAAAAAUAAUGAAAAAAAAAAAAUUACUAUUAAAAAACAUGAUAUUAAUUAUGAUAUAUAUAAUGAAUAUUCAUUAAAAAAUAAAAUAUUUAAAACAUUUAUUAAAUUAUAUAUACAAACUAAUAUUGAUGAAAAAGGAAUAGUCUCAAUAUAUUUCUCGUCAAAUUUAUUUAUUAAUAAUUCAACAAAUAGUGACUUUGUAUUAUUAUUUCAUCCAGUGCUUUAUUAUUUUAUGUUAUUUAAUGAGCAAUAUAGCACCUCCACCACAACCACAACCACAACCAACAAUAACAACAACAAUAAUAAUAACAACAAUAAUAACAAUAUUGAGGAUAAAGAAAAAGAAAAAGAUGGUAAUAGCUGCCAUAAUAUGAAUAAUCUAGAAAGCGAUUCACAAUUAAAUAUAAAUGUUUUAAAAAAUGAUAAUUAUAAUUAUCAUAAUAAUUUUAAUAAUAGUACAAGCGCAAAUAUAACAAUUAUUAAUUCCAAUGAAAGAUAUUUUUUACCUCUUAUUUCUUUUAUUCCUAUUAUUAUUUUAUAUGAUUAUUUAAAGAAAAAAAAUCAAAUCGAAGAAAAUAAUUACACUGAAAAUUGUCAAAUGAAUUCAAAGAAUUCUCAUUUAACACCUGUUUCAAUGGUUUAUGAUUUAAAAGGAAGUUUCAGUACUGAUAUCAAAAAAAAUAAUUUCAUAAAACGAUUUAAUUCGUUGAAUUAUAAUAUUAAUGUUCACAGUAAAGAAGAUGAAGAAAUGUCUAAACAGAAUGAAGGUAACAACAUGGAGAAUAACAUCAAUAAUAAUAAUAAUAAUAAUAAUGAUAACGAAAUAAAUUGUAAAAAUAAUUAUGAAGGUAAAUUAUUAAGUUAUAAUAAAAGAAUGACUUAUGAUUAUUCUUCACUUAAUGCUUUAAAAAAUCUCACAUACAAUAACUUAAAUGGUAAUAGUUGUUAUGUAAAUUCUAGAAGUAGUGAAAUGAACAUUUGUAAUAUAAUAUCAAAUAAAGGAGAAAAAAGAAAUUUUAUAAAAAAUGAAAAAAUAAUCGAAUCUAUUAAUUUAAAUACAUUAAGAGAAAUUAAUAAAAUAAGAACUAAUAGAAUAUUAAAAAGAUUAGAAAAAUAUAUUAAUGAGAAAAGUAAUAGUAAGAAUAUGAAAAAUAUUAAUUAUAUUUAUAUUAUUAAAAAAGAAUUUUAUGAUUUCUAUAUUCAUAAAAAUGAAAAUAAUAAUAAAUGUUAUUUUGAAAUUUUUAAUUUUUUAAUAAAAAAUGGAGCUAAAAAGGUUUUAAAUAAUUCAAGUAUAAAAGAAAUUAUAUGUAGGCAUUCAUUUGACUUUUUAAAAUAUAAUUUAUAUGCACAAACAUUAAAAUUAAAAACUUUAAAAAUUAUAUGUUAUGAUAAAUAUAGUAGAUAUAUAAAGGAGAAGAGAAAGCAAAUAGAAGAAGCUAAAUUGGAUUAUAAUAAUAUGAACAGAAAGGAGUUGGAUGAUAUAUAUAAGAAAAAUUAUAAAGAAGUAAAAAAUGAUAUAAAAGAAGAACAAGAAAAGCAUGAUAAUAGUAGUAGUAUUGUAGUAUUAAAUAAAUAUCAUGAUUAUUAUGAUAAAGGACAUAAUUAUCAAGUUGAAAAUCAUAACAGAAAUGAGAAUUACACAAGUGACAAUAAUGAUAAUAAUAAUAAUAAUAAUAAUAAAUAUAAUAAUAAAUAUAAUAAUAAAUAUAAUAUUUAUGGUCCUAACCAAUGUAACAGUAAAAAGGAUGGUUAUUAUUAUAGCAUACCUACUAAUGUUGAUAUUUCACUUAAACAUAUGAAUCGAAAUGAAAGACACAUGAACAGCCUUUUAUAUAAUCACAGUAAAAAAAAAUCUACACUAAGCAACAUAUUAAUAAGACAUGAUAUGAUUAAAAAUAGUGUAUCUAAACAUAUACUUAAUAAUGAUUAUAAAUGUGAAUAUGAUCAAAAGGAAGGAGUAGAAGAUAAGUAUGAAAAGAAUACAUAUGUGGUUGAUAUGAGAGGUAAAAAACAAAAUGGUAUUUAUAAUAAUGAUAUUUAUAAAAAUGAUAUUCAUAAUAAUGAUAUUUAUAAUAAUAAUAUUUAUAAUAAUAAUAUUUAUAAUAAUAAUAUUUAUAAUAAUCAUAAUAUUUAUAAUAAUAAUAUUUAUAAUAAUAAUAAUAUUUAUAAUAAUAAUAUUUAUAAUAAUAAUAAUACUUAUAAUAAUGAUGAUGAUACUAUUAUUAGAAAGAAAAGAAGGAAAUUUAUUUUUACAGCAAAGAAACAAAGUAGUUAUAGUAAUACUAUUAUAUGUGAACAAAAAAAUAUAGAUGUAAAUAAAAUAUAUUCAUUUGGAAUAUAUAUUGAUUAUAUUUUUGAAAUACAUAAUUUUAUGCAUGAAGAAAUGAAAAUUGGUUAUUGUCAAAAAUAUUAUAUAAACAGUAUUCCAAAAAAAAUAAAAAGAAUUAAACGAGAAGAAAUAUCAGCUAAAUCAAUAAAAUAUUUAGAUACCAUACCAAAAUAUAUAAAAUUAUUUUAUAUAUUAAAUAAUAAUAAUUAUGUAUUUAAUUUUUUUUCUAAAAAGAUUCAGUUAUAUAAAUAUGCAAAUAGUCCUGAUAAAAUACAUCAAAUAAAAAUGUAUAUAGAAUAUAUUAAUGAUGAAAAUAAAAAUAUUAUAUAUAAGAAAAGAAAAUAUAAAUUAAAUUCUUUAUUUAAAAGGAAAUCAAAAAAUAAAAAGAAAUAUAAAUAUUUAGAAUCAAAAGAUUAUGAUAAAUUAUGUAAAGAAGUACCCAAAUUUUUUUAUCUUAAUAUAACAUUUAGAAAAAAAACUGAUCAUUCAAAUAAUACUUAUUAUAAUGAAAAUAAUUUUAAACAUGUAAUAGACAGUAAUGUUUUACAACUAUUAAUAUAUCCUUCCUUUUUUUUUCAAAAUAAUCUAGAUAAAGAUUUAAUAAUUAAAUCAAAUGGAAAUUCACAAAAAAUAAAAAAAAAAUCAAUCAUGUUUUUUGGUGAUGUUGAUAAUAGUAAAGUUAUAUUACAAAUUGUCUAUAAUAAUCAAAUAUUUUUAUCAAAAAAAAUUAAAAUAAAUCAAGUAUGUAUAAAUAAAAAAAUCAUUUUAACUAGUAAAAAUAAAAAAGAAAAUAUUUUCUUAUCUAUGAAUAUUACUUUAAAUGGUAAUAUUUUUAAUACUAAAACUAUAACAAUCAAUAAUAGAUAUACAAUUAUUAAUAAUACAAAUCGAACUUUAUAUGUUCAAGAAGUUAAUAAAGAUUUCAAAAUUAUUAAAAAAAAAGAAAAAAAAAAUAUGACAUAUAAUUAUUCAUUUUCAUUGGAAAACUUUAAUAACAAAAAUACACAUUCAAAUGAUCAUAAAAUGAAAAAAUUACAUAUUGAAAGUAGUAAUGAUGUGUCUCAUAUAAAAAAAUAUAAUACCAAUCAAAAACAACAAGAUAAAAAAAAUCAAAAAAAUCAACAAAUUCAACAAGAUAAAAAAAUUGGAUCUUUUGAACCUGUCGAACCAGUUGAAGAACCAGUUGGAUCAAAUAACCAUUUAAACAAAAUUACACUUAUGAAACAAAUAAAUUGUAAAAAUCAAGACAAGGAUCAUAUGACAAGAAAAAUGCAUGAAACUAAUAAAAAUCAUAUAAAAUAUAAGAAACAUAAAAAAAUAUAUAACGAAAGGAUAUAUAAUUACAAGAAAUAUAACAACAAUACUACGAACAGACCUAAUAUUAUUGCAAUUAAACCAUAUGAAUCAUUUUAUUAUCAUCCUAUUAAUACAAAUAAAUGUUAUCUAACUUUUUCUUAUACAAAUAUUAUUGAAUGUAAAAAUGAUAAAAAUUUUUAUAGAAGAAGAGGUAGCUAUGAAUUUACGCAUGCACAAAAUGAAAUAACAAAUUUAUUUAAUCAUUAUUUAAAAAAAAAAAUUAUGAAAUCUCAAAAUUUAUCUAUAAUAAAUGAUGAACAAGAAAAUAUAAAUAAUAAAUGUAUACAUAAAAAUGAAGAAUUUUUUAAUUUAUUUUAUACUAGUCCUAUAGAAAUCGAAAAAGUUGGAAAUUAUAAAAUAUUUCAUAAGACAGUGCAUAAAAUUGAUGUUACUUACAAUGAAAAAGACACAACUGAAGAACAAGCUACAUUUGAACAUGAUAUUAUUGAAAAGGAAAUAAAAGAACAAGAAAAAGAAAUUGAAGAAGAAAUAAAAAGAGAAAUAGAAGAACUGGAAGAACAUCGUGAAAAGGAAACUAUUAUUGUAUUUUCAAAUUUGAAAGAUUCAUAUGAAAAAGAAAUGCAAAAAAAAAAAAAAUAUCAACAUAAGAAAAAUAACCUUACUAAUAUGAAUGGUGAUAAUAUAAUAAAUGAUGGUGAUAAUAUAAUAAAUGAUGGUGAUAAUAUAAUAAAUGAUGGUGAUAAUAAUAAUAAUAAUAGUAAUAAUAUUGUUGAUCUUUAUAAAGAUGAACACUCCGUCGAAACGACACAUAUACAACAAGAGUAUAUAGAUAAUGGCCCUCUUGAAAAUGACAAAAAAAGUUCACAUAAUGAAACAAUACUUAUAGAUGACAUAACAUUAUUUAAUAAAAAUAAUAAAGACAAUAUUGAUGAAAAAGAAAAUAAAGAAAGUAUAUUAUUUAAUGAUACAGUUUUGACAGUUGAUAAUAAUAAUGAUGAUUGUGUAAAUAUAAAAAAAAAUUAUUAUAUAAAUGAGAAUGAUAAUCAUAAUAAUUAUCAACAUAAUGAUAUGAAUCUAAGACAUGAUUCUUUUUGUGAAAAUUAUAUAAUAGAUUUUAAAGAUGAUGAUUCUUGUCUUCAUUUUAAAAAAAAUAAAAAUGUUAUGAAUACAGCAAAUGAUAUAAAUAAUAAUACAGUGAUUAUUCCAAUAAAAAAUAUAAAACAGCUAGAAGGUGAAGACCAAAAAAAAGUACAUAGUAAUAUAAAAAGAAAAAAUAACAGCAUCACAAACAACAUCAACAACAUCAACAACAUCAACAACAACAACAACAACAGCAACAACAAUAAUGACAAUAAUGAUGAUAUUGUUACAUAUGAAUUAAAACAAACGAAUGAUAACAAAGAAUGUGUAAACACAAAAAAACAUUUGUUUGCUUAUAAAGAAGAAAGUGUUAUAACCGAAAUUAAUAUAGCAUUAAAUAGUAAUACAAAUAUCGAAAUAAAUAUAUCUAUAGAAAAUAACCCAGAUACUAUUAUAUAUAAUAAAACAAACUAUUAUUUAAUAUUUUAUCAAAGAAAAACAAAUAAAAAAAUAGUAAAUUUAUUGAAACCAUUUGAUAAAGAAAUAUUUGGAUGGACUGAUGUUUGUAAACCUAAAGUUAUAAAAUGUUUUUUAAUUAUUCAAAAAAAUGAUGUGUAUGUAUUUUCUUGUAAUUUAAACAUAGUAAAAGAACAUAAUAAUAUUAUAUUAAAUAAUAAUAAAAGGAUUAUAGUAUUAACAAAAAUUGAAAAUGGUAAAAGAGUUUUUUGUUUAGAAGAAAUGAAUAAUGAACUAUUAGAUUCUAAUGAUAAAUAUGAACAGAAAAAAUCGCUAGCUCCUUUUUUUUCGGCAAGUAAAGGUUUUAAUAGAUUUAGAGAAAAAAAAAAAAAAAAAAUUAAAAAGAAAUUACAUAAAAUAAGUUUAUAUAAUAGUUUAAUAAAAUCAUCACAAAUCAAAAAAGAUAAAAAUAAAAGCAAAAGUAAAAAUAAAAUUAAUGAUAUAUUACUAAAAAAGAAACAAUCAAAUAAUAAUAGCUAUUUAGUAAAAUAUAAAAAUGAAAAAUUUAAUAAAAAACUACCAUUACUUAGUAAAAAACGUUUUAAUAUUACAUAUUUAAAAAAAAAAAGAAAACAAAAAAAAAAAAAAAAAAAUAAUAAAUAUUUCAAUUUANAAAAAAACCAACAAUCAGAAAAAUCAUUCAAGGUAGAAAAAAAAAUAUUGCAUGAUGAUUCUUAUUAUAAUGAAAAUAAAGAUAAUAUAAAUUUAAUAAAAUAUAAUAAUAAUAAUAAUAUUAAAGAAGACCAAAUUUUCAAAAAUAAAAAUGUAACAGUUAAAAAUAAUAAUAGUAAUAGUAAUAAUAAUAGUAAUUGUAGUAGUUUUAAUAAAAAAAAUAUUAAAUUAAAUAAUGUAUCCAUUAAAAAAGAUGAUAAAAAAAAAUCUACAUCAAAAUAUAAAAACUUAAAUUCCAAAAAACAUAUUAAUAGAUUUUUUAAUGACAAUUACACAUUUAGAAAAAAAACUAAAAGAAAAAAUAAUAAAAAAUAUUUAUAUGUAAAUAAAAAGAAUGAAGACACAGAAACAAGUGAUUAUUAUAUAGAACAAAAUGGAAACGACAAACAUAUGGAAGACAAAUAUCAUAACAAUAUUUCUUUUAAUAAUGAGAAAAGAAAAAGUAGUGUAGACAUGAAAAAGACAGAAGGUUAUAAUGAUCUUUUUAGUGUUAAAUAUAAAAAAAGUAUUAAUGAAAAUUAUAAAAGUGAUGAAUAUAAAGAAAAUAGUUUCGAAGAUUCAAGCACUUAUAAUGAUUCAUUUCUAAGUAGUUCUUCUUCUUCUUCUUCUUCUUCUAAUGAUGAUGAUAAUAAUAAUAAUAAGAAGAACCAAAUGUUUCUUAAUAGAUAUUAUGAUAAUAAAGAUGAUAAGAAAAAAUAUAGAGAAUAUAAUUUAAUAUAUAAUAAAGAAAUGAAAGCUAAAAAUAAUGUAAAAAAACCAAAGAAAAAAAAAAUGAAAAGAAAACUUAGUGAUUUUAUAUUUACAAAGAUUAAAAAAAAUCAAAAGAAAUUUAAAGGACUUAGUAGAAUUUAUCCAAUGUUUUUAAAAAGUAAUAGAAGUGAUGAAUUUAAUGUUCUUAUAAGAAAUUAUUUAUCAGACAAAGAAGAUACAUCUAGUAUAAGAAACGAAUAUAAUAUUGUAAAUGAUAAUGAAACUAUUAAUGAUAAUUUAAAAACAAAUCCUUAUAAUAUUUGUCAUAAUAAUGAUCAUACAUUUAAUAAAAAAAAUAUAUUUGAAGAAAAAAAAAUACCUAUAAAAUUUAUAACAAAUUUAAAUUUAAUGUUACGUGGAAUUAAAAUUAGUUUAUUUGAACAUACAUGUGAUUAUGUUAUAUCUUUUGAAAUAAAUGAAUUAUUAGUUAGAAAGGAAUAUAUGGAAUAUAUAGAUUAUUAUAAUGUAGAUAUAAAAAUAAAUAAUAUUUUGUGUUAUGCUGUUUAUAAAUAUUUAAGUGCAUGUGCUGUGUUAUAUACAAAUAAUGAUACAAACAUAAAAAACAAUCACUUACGCAUUUUAAUGAAUGAGUUGAAAAUUAAAAGGAAUCUAUUUUUAGAAAAAAAAAGAAAAAAAGAAAAUAAAAAGGAAUAUUAUUAUGAUGGUAGUGGAAGAAGUGUUCAUGUUAAUAAUGAUGAGUAUAAUUACGAUGCUAAAGAAAUAUAUUCUUCAGGUUCAUCAGGAACAAAUUAUGUAAAUAAAAAGAGGACUUAUAAAAAUAAAAAUAAUUAUAAGAGAAAAAACAAAAAACAAGAAAGAAAAAUCUAUGAAAAUAAGAAAGGCAAAAAAAAAAGACAAAAAGUAGAAAAAAACAAAAAAAAAAAUAUUUUUAUAAACAAUGAAUUUCUUAUAUGUAAUUUUCAAUAUGUAAGAAAAUGUGAGACAUUAUUUUUUAAAUAUUUCUUAUUAAGUUUAAAACCUAUUGUUAUUAAUGCAGAUAUUAAUUCAAUAACUAUAUUGUUUUAUUUUUAUAAAACAUUUCAUAAUUUUAAUACAAAAAAACAUGCACACGAUCAAGGAGUAGAAAAUGGAUUCAACACAUGUAAUUAUGAAAAGGCACAAGUGAGAGAAAUAAGUAUGAUGAGAGAAGAAGAAGAAAAAAUAAAACACCAACAAGAAAAUGAAGAAGAAAAUGAAGAAGAACAAGAAGGACGACAAAAAAUAUAUACACAACACCAACGAGGUGUAAUACAACAAAAACAUAAACAAGAGAUGGAAGAGCCAUUAAAAGAUAAUUAUUAUUCAUCUAUAAAUAUUAUAAAAAAUACUGAUAAUAUUAAAAGAUGUGAUAUAGAAAAGAAUGAGAGUUUCUUAUUAAAUGUAGAUGAGAAAAGAAAAAAAAUACAAAAUGAACGUGAUAAUAAUAUUAUUGAUAAUAAUAUUUUAAGUGGAAUGAAUAAUAUGGAAUCUUUUAUGAUAGAUGAAGAAAAAAAAAAAAAAAAAGAUUUAUAUUUAAAUAUAAAUAAUAAUAUAUAUAAUGUAGAAGGAGAAUAUUAUAAUAUAAAAAAAAAGAGUACUAUAAAUUAUUAUAAUAAUAUAAUUCAGAAUGAAAGAUCUGUUCAAAUAAAAAAAAAAAAAACAACUGUUAUUGAAAAAAAUGAUAUUAAUAAUAAAUAUGUAUAUUUACAAUAUAUAAGUAUAGAUAAAAUAAAUAUUUUAUUAAAUUUCCAAUCAGAAUAUAAAAAAGAAUUAACAAAUCAUGUUAAUGAUUUAUUUUAUAAAGAACAUAUAAGUGCAUAUAAUAAAUUAGGAGAUAUAUCUAAUUGUAAUAUAUAUUUAAAAAGCUUAUCAAAUAUACAUAUAUUUACAAAUUAUAGUUUAUUAAUAAAUUUUCUACAAAAUUUUUAUUAUAAUCAAACUAUAGUUAAUAUAUCAAACUUAUUAAUUUCUUUUAAUAUUAUUGGAAGUCCAACAUCUUUAAUAGCACAUGUCAAAAAUGCCUUCAAUGAAUUUUUUUAUAUAAUUAAUGAGGACACACUAUCUAAAAAGAAUAGAUAUGAUGAUGAAAAAGACACUAAUGAAUAUUCAACAAAAUAUAGCAACAAAAACAACAAUAAUAAUAAUAUUAAUAGUAUCUAUGGUAGUCAUCAUAAUAAUUAUUUAUAUUGUAAUGAUUAUUAUAAUAACAAUUACAUGUAUCAUAAUACUACCCUUAAUUAUCAUUAUUAUCAACAAGGUUAUGAUAAAGCCAAAUUCAAUCCGACAUAUAAUAAUAAUUAUAAUAAUCACCAAUUAAGAAAACAUAUUAAAGAAAGAAAAAAUAAAAUACAACAAAUUAACUAUACAAACAAAAAACAAGAGAAAAAUAAUUUCUUAAAUUUAAUAGAUCCAUCUAGAGAAAGCUCAUUUAUAGAUGAAAAGGAAGAUUUUUUAAGUAAUGAUGAUAAAUAUAUUAUGCAUCUAUUAAAUGAUUAUAAUUCGUCUUAUCAAAAUAAUUUAUUAAGUGAUGAAGAAUCAGUUGUUAAAAAGAAUUUUAGUUGGAACUUUUUUAAAAAACAACACACAAAUAAUAAUAAUUCAGAUUAUGAUAAUUAUUUUAAUGAUUCUUAUAAUAAUAUUAAACAUGAUAGUUCAGGCAAUCUAAAUUAUAUGUACACAAAGAGUAUUAAAAAUAAAGACCUACAUAAACUAGUAAUUGAUGAUAAUAACUCCUCUAUCAAUUCCUUCCUUUUUAAUAAUAAAAAAAAUGUUAUCAUAUUAGAUGAAGUCUCCAAAAAAAAGAAAAAGAAAUUACAAUACAUGAAAAAAUUGGGCGAAUCACAAAAGGGGGAUAUAUAUAUGGAUGACGACACGUAUAUAGAUGUUGAUGUAGAUGUAGAUGCAGAUAUAGAUCCUGGUAUACAUGCAGAUGUUGAUGUAAAUUCUUGUGGCGAAGGAAAAAAUGAUACAAAGGAUAUAUGCACAUAUCCAGAACAUUUUAAAAAAGCAUAUGAUGAAGAGAAAAAAAGAAAAAAGAAAAAGACAACAAGUGCUUAUAAUACUAAAUACAAAAAUGAUGCAAAAAUAACAGAUAUGAAUCCAAAGAAAAAAAACAAGAAAAAAAAUAAAAUAGUAAAAAAUAAUAAAAAAAAAAAUAAAAAAAUAAAAAAAAUAAAAAAUAAAAGAAAUAAUAAAAGAGGAGGUGUUUGUAAUAAAAUAUUUAGAUUUUUUAAAAGAAUAGGAUUAAAUAUUAUUUAUAUUUUUUCAAAAGCAAAGAGAAUAUGUAUUGGUGUAUAUGUAUUAUUUAUACAAUUAAUAUUAUCCCUAUUAUUUUCUAUUACUUUAAUAUUACAAUCAUUAAUAAAUCUAGUAGAAAAAGUAAAUAUAAAUAAUGCAGAUAAUGUGUUUUUAAUAUUUAAUAAAAAAUAUGAAAGAAAAAAAGUAGUGGUAUUUAAUAAUAUAGAGGAAUAUAAUAAAUUUAAUAUUACUAAAUUAUUUUAUUAUUAUAUAAGUAUAUAUAUGAAUAUAGUCAAUUUCUUAUAUUAUAAUAUGUUAUAUAAAAUGAAGAAGAAAAAAAAAGAUUUAUCAGGAGAAGAUAAAAUUUUUAUGAAGAAAUUAAAAAUCAAUUUAAAAAAUAAAAGAAAAUUUUCUUUUUUUAUUAAUUUCUUUUUGAAUAUAUUUAAUAUUAUUAAUAUAUUAUUAUUUGGACAUAUAGUUUUCUUACUCUUAUGUUUAUUAACAAUGAAUAAUAUUUUGCAAAAAAUACUUACAGCAUGUAUUAAAUUAGUUUAUUAUCAAAGAAAUAAAAAUUAUCUAGAUUUUCUUAAUAAAAAUAAUUUUAAUCAUAUGAAUAUUAUAAGCUAUAUUAAAAUUAAUCAAAUUAUAAGUAAAUAUGUACUAUUAAAAGAACCAUUCAAAUAUUUCUUAUCUCAUCAAGAUUUCUUAGAUAUUAAAGCACCUAAAAAAAGAAAUUAUUUUGUAUACACCAAAGAACUUUUCUUUUAUAUACAAGAAAAUAAAAUUGUAUUCUUAUUUAGAAAAAACGAUAUGAAAAAAAUUGACAUUAUUAUACAUACUAUAAAUAAUAGUUUUGCAAUAAAUAGUUACUAUAAGAAAAAGGGUAGUAAGACAGCCAAAAAAAGUAGAUCAAAAAAUACACCAUCAAAUUAUACUCUUAAUAUAGAACAUGUGACGGGGGAAGAAAAUAACAGCUUUGCUUCAUCCUUAUAUAACAAAACGAACGUAUCAAAUGACAUAUCGGAGGACAAAAAUGUCAUAUGUUUUUUAAAUCAAGAAUUAGCUUUGACAAAAAGAAACGAAGUUAUACAUAUAAAUAAUAAAAAUCAUGAUUAUAUCAUAUCCAUAAAAAUAACAAUCAAAAAUAAUAUGAAUGUUAUGGAGAAUAUUUAUUAUAACCCCAAAAAAUUUUUUAAGUGCUUGUCAAAAAUACAAAAAAGCUUCAAUAAUAUUUAUUUACCUUUGUCUAAAAUUAAUAAUAAUGAAACGAAAAAUAAUAAAGAAAAACAUUUAAAUAACAAAGGUGUAGAUUUAUAUAAAGCAGAUAUAAAUGUAAAAAAAAGAAAAACGUUUUUUUCAGCAAUUAUUUGUUUCUUUAAAAGCAUUUUCAUAUUUUUGUUCUUUUGUCUUUGCCCAUGGAAAUUGUUAAGGUUAAAAAAGAAAAAAUUAAAUGAAAAUAAAAAAAAACAGAUGGACGAAAAAGAUAAAGAAAAUGCAAUCCAUAAAAAUGUACAACUAAAAAAUAAAAAGGAAAAGACAACACCCAACACUAUUAUUUUUAAAUUAAACUUUGAAGAUUUUCAAUCAACUUUAAAUAUAUUCGAAUGUUUGUGUAGGAUUAUGAAUAAUAAUUAA
Messenger RNA from Plasmodium gaboni, 20094 nucleotides. Its product is annotated as putative membrane protein. The record is from RefSeq and is a predicted model, not a curated record. Gene Ontology annotation, cellular component: plasma membrane. Gene Ontology annotation, biological process: negative regulation of cell adhesion. Lineage: Eukaryota; Apicomplexa; Aconoidasida; Haemosporida; Plasmodiidae. The coding region runs from base 1 to 20094 and encodes 6697 amino acids. The transcript is spliced from 5 exons.